CAAACAUUUGUUAAAUUUUUACGAUAAAACUAUUUUCAAUAAGUGUAUCCUUUUUUGUUAAUUAUGGAUGAUAUAGAUCGUCUUGAAAAAGAAAUAUUAGUUUUAAGACAAACUUUACAAAAUAAGGAGAAAGAACUAUUUGAAAUUAAGAAAAAGUUUUCGCCGUUACUACCGUCCAAAAUAGAAAAAGAGGUCAUUAAUCAGGAUGAAUGUGCUAAAAAUAAUGUCAAAAUCAGUAAUAAAUUACCGAGAUGGGCCAUUGAGAGGUACAGCCGUCAGAUCUUACUCCCUGAAAUAGGGGUGAGGGGUCAGGAGAAGUUGAUGGGUGCCAAGGUUUUGGUUGUCGGAGCUGGGGGCUUAGGGUGUCCUGCUGCUGUCUACCUCGCUGGCGCUGGUGUAGGAGAAAUAGGCAUAGUGGAUUAUGACCAAGUGGACGUGACGAACAUACACCGUCAGAUAUUGCACAGUGAGAGCGAUCAGAAUAUAAGCAAAGCUCUAUCGGCUGUUGAGAGCUUAAGAAGUAUCAACUCGAAUAUUAAAUUAACGCCCUACAAUAUAGAACUGAACCCAUCGAACGCUUUGGAGAUAUCAGCGAACUAUGACGUCAUACUUGACUGCACAGACAACGUGCCCACCAGGUACAUGCUGAAUGACGUCAGUGUUUUAAAUAAGAUGCCAUUAAUAUCGGGCAGUGCAUUAAAGAUGGAAGGACAGCUGACUAUAUACGGCUAUCGAGCGGAGACGAAUUUGAAUCAAGAUAAGAAAUACGAAGGGCCAUGCUAUAGAUGUGUGUUCCCGACGCCACCGCCACCAGAAGCGGUGGGGAGCUGUUCCGCCAAUGGCGUCGCUGGACCCAUACCUGGGGUGAUCGGUACACUACAAGCUCUCGAAGCUAUAAAAUUAAUAAUUGGACAGACACGAGACAAUCUAUUGGUAGGUAAGAUGCUGCUGUUCGAUGGCGAUGACAUGAGUUUCCGUAAUGUAAAACUUCGUCCGAAAAAUCCAAAAUGCGAGAUAUGCUCUGACAAUCCAAAAAUUACAGCUUUAUUAAACUACGAGGCGGUUUGUCGAAUGCUAUCUAAGGAGAAGGACCUAGAUUUAAACAUUCUACCAUCAGAGAACAGAAUAACAGCGGUACGAUUAGCUGAAGCGCUUAAAGCGACGAACGGACACUUACUAGUGGACGUGAGGAGUGAGCCCGAAUUCGAAAUGUGCAAUAUAGAUGGCGCUGUUAACUAUCCAUUGGAAAAGUUGCAUGGAAAUCAUUUUGAUUUACUUUUAAAUGAGAUAAAGGGCUCUUGUUGUCAAGUUACGUUUAUAUGUAGACGGGGGAAUGACUCACAAAUCGCAGCUAAGAAAGUUCUAGAUGUUAUAGAAGAUGAAUAUAAAGAGAAAAUAAGAGACCUGACUGGCGGCUUGCACGCCUGGUCGAAGUAUGUCGAUGGGGCAUUCCCUAUAUACUAGUGUUGCCA
Nymphalis io (European peacock) is the source of this 1472-nucleotide messenger RNA. It is a transcript of the gene Uba4, whose product is annotated as adenylyltransferase and sulfurtransferase MOCS3. Gene Ontology annotation, molecular function: thiosulfate-cyanide sulfurtransferase activity; adenylyltransferase activity; URM1 activating enzyme activity. The record is from RefSeq and is a predicted model, not a curated record. Gene Ontology annotation, cellular component: cytoplasm; cytosol. The transcript is spliced from 11 exons. Bases 64 to 1464 code for a protein of 466 amino acids. Gene Ontology annotation, biological process: protein urmylation; tRNA wobble position uridine thiolation. Lineage: Eukaryota; Metazoa; Arthropoda; Insecta; Lepidoptera; Nymphalidae.